CUCCGGCUAUGUUUUUAGGUGCAUGAGGUUGGUGCUUUGGGUUUAAUAUCUGAAAUUUUGGGGAGGAUCUCUGGGAUUAUACUAUUAUGUUUUUCGAAUUCCUACCCUUUAAGGAUUUGGUUUUCCAAUUCUAAUGAGAAAUGGAGACAGCAGUUGCUAUAAAAAAUUAAAAUAAAAAAUAAAAAGUAUCAAGAGCAUGCAGUAACCGAAACAAGGUUUCUCCCUAAUUUUGACGACUGAUCAACCUAGCAAGCUUCAAAAAGCAUAUAAGGAGAUGGUGAGGUGCAAGAGAUUGAGGAGGCAGUACUAUAACGGCAACGAAAACCCUAGGCAGCUGAUGGAUCUACCCAUAGAUAUCGUGGUGAAAAUCCUUUUGAGACUGCCGGUAGAAUCACUAUGUCGCAUCCGAUGUGUGUCCAAGACCUUGUUAAACAAAGUUGACAGCCUCUCUUUCGUUAGGCAGUACACACUUUCACUCGUUACUGGCAACAACCAUGUUGUUCAAGUACCUCAACUUAUGUGCUUUGCUUACACAAGUCCUUCCGAUGGAGAAGAGGACACUACUUCUGUGACUUUGCAAUCACUGAGAUAUGAUGGCGGUACCGCACUGACAAAAGGCGAAUACACAUUUACUCAUUCGACGUCAAGCCCUUUCCAUACAAGCUACAGUAUAUGUUUCGUUUUCUACAACUUGUUAUGCAUGGCCUGGGAAGAUGGACAUUGCCUGUUGAUCAAUCCUCUUCGUAGAGAAGUUUUAAUUCUCCCAACCGAUAGCAUUGAACAACUUACAAAAUAUGGUCCAAAUUCUGAAGUACACAUUGGUUGGUAUGGUAUGGGUUUUGAUAAUAUAACGAACACCUACAAAAUUGUUCGUAUUUCCAUGAUUCUCAGUAAGGAACCUUAUAGUACCCUCGGCAUGUUGGCGCAUGUUCUUGUAUUGGGAACGAGCUCAUGGAGAGAGAUAUCAUCUGUUCCUCCCUGUCUUUUAAAUCGCGCCUAUAAUAUUUGCGCAUAUGGAGAUAUGCAUUGGCUGGUGAAAGCAGGAGGUGCAAUAAAAAGCCACAUAAUUUCUUUUGACUUCAAGAAUGAAGAGUUUUGUUGGACUCCUACUCCCCCCACAUUGCAAAGCUCGAACAGGGAUUCCAAAUUGCACUUACUUACUUUAAGAGGAUCAAUGGCCAUUGUGGAGACAUUUUCAUUGCCAGAAGGAGGUAUGAAUGUUGAGAUAUGGGUGAUGAAAGAUUAUGCUAAGAAAGAGUGGGCGAGAGAGUACAACAUAAACGUGGACAUGCGUCCUGAGUUUGAGUUGAAGUAUGCGACUUGUGGUGAAUGGGAGCAUGGCAUAUUUUUCAAUGAUCUUGACAAUUCUUUGAAGUCCAAUGGUAUUGCUAUAUUUUUUUUGGAUCUUAGAUGUGAUUCCAUCAAUCUUGUGACAUGCCCACUUGAGACCGAGCAGUUUUCAAAGAUCAUGAGUUAUUCUGGGAGCUUGAUUUCCCUCAGAGAUUAUGGUACUCUAGGUUAUACUAACGAGCCUAAUGAUGAACUGGUUACUUGA
This is a messenger RNA of Fragaria vesca subsp. vesca, 1555 nucleotides long. Its product is annotated as F-box/kelch-repeat protein At3g06240-like. The record is from RefSeq and is a predicted model, not a curated record. The coding region runs from base 275 to 1555 and encodes 426 amino acids. Lineage: Eukaryota; Viridiplantae; Streptophyta; Magnoliopsida; Rosales; Rosaceae. The transcript has 2 exons. Gene Ontology annotation, molecular function: protein binding.